Molecule: messenger RNA, 2567 nt
Organism: Lucilia cuprina (Australian sheep blowfly)
Lineage: Eukaryota; Metazoa; Arthropoda; Insecta; Diptera; Calliphoridae
Product: RCC1-like G exchanging factor-like protein
Exons: 2
Coding region: 127-1494 (455 amino acids)
Source: RefSeq, a predicted model, not a curated record
UACAAUAUGCUUAACGACGACAACAACAAAACAAUCGAAACAUGUUUUGCUGUUACCAAACAUUAGUUUUAAUUUAAUUAGUUUAGUUUUAUAAAGUAAAAACAAAAUAAAAUAUUAACAAAAAAAAUGUUGGCAAAUUUGAAUAAAACUAAAAAUUUACUUUAUCGCACCUAUACAACAAAAGCGAAAAGAAGUUUACUGAAACAGGAUCAAACUAAAAUAAAAGUUAUUGAAACAAAACCUUCAAAUCCUCAUAAGGAACGUGUAUACUCUUGGGGCUACCAGGAGACGGGUGCCUUAGGGAUACAAACCAGUGUUAAAAAGGCCCAAGAACGCUACACUAGCAUGGUGCAUCAUCCCACUCGCAUGCAGUUCUCGGUGAAUAAUGAAGUUAUUGAUGUAACGGCUGGCUAUGGCUUUUCUGCCUUUGCGGUCAAGCGUUCAGAUGGUGAAACAUUAUUUGGUGCCGGUUUAAAUACCGAUUCACAAUUAGGCUUACAAGUGAAAGGCACUCGCAAUGAUCCCAGAAAUUUAGAUGUUAUCAUUUAUCCCACGGCCAUAAAAUUACCCCGCAUAGAGGGGGAGACAGACGAAGAUAUGUUAGUAAAAUGCAUGUCUGCAGGAAGAGCUCAUUUAGUGGUGGUUACCAAAAAUGGCACCAUUUUUACCAUGGGCAAUAAUGCCUAUGGACAGUGUUGUCGUGAGAUAAUAGAAGAUGAAGCCUAUAAGGGAAGCUCCUUAAUAUAUCGUCUAUCACAGAAGGAUAUUUGUGGCGAGGAAGAUGAAAUUAUAGAUGUGGUAUGUGGACAGGACCACACCAUGUUUUUAACACAAAAUGGGCGUGUUUAUACCUGUGGCUGGGGAGCAGAUGGUCAAACGGGUCAAGGACAUUAUGAGACGUCAGGACGAAUAUCACAGGCUUUGGGUGAUAUUUCCAAAGAACAUAUAGUUAAAUUGGCCUGCUCUUCGGAUUGUGUUUUAGCCCUUAAUGACAAAGGCGAAGUGUUUGGUUGGGGCAAUUCUGAAUAUGGCCAAUUGGAUGACUCUGAAAAUGCAGUUACACAAAUAAACACCCCACAAUAUCUGAAACUAACUCAAGGUAUAGGUAAACUAAAAGACAUAGCUGCCGGUGGCUCCUUUUGUAUGGUCCUCAACGAGGAGGGUCUAGUAUAUACUUGGGGUUUUGGUAUUUUAGGCUUUGGUCCCUAUGUAGAGCAAACAUCUAAGCCACAACAUUUGCUGCCACCGCUCUUUGGCCGCAAUGAUUUCAGCGACAAGACCUAUGUGACCUCAAUUGGUUGUGGUGUCUUCCAUAUGGGUGCUAUUAAUUCCGACGGUGAUCUUUUUAUGUGGGGUAAAAAUCGUUUUGGACAUUUGGGCUUGGGCCAUAAACAAGAUCAAUUUUUCCCGCUGAAGACGGCUGUUAAUGGAAAGGUGACAAAAGUGGCGUUUGGUGUUGAUCAUACAUUGGCCAUGUGCAAACCGUUUAUGUAAAAAACUUUAAUGUUUAGUUUAAUUUAUGUAUUUGUUAUAGAUUAAGAUAUAAAAUGUAUUUAGUACAUAAAAAUAUAAAUUACUGUAAAACGAAUGGAAACAAAUUCCAUCUAAAUUCUUCGUUAGCCCUUUUAGAGCGGGUUUUUGAGUUGGCAAUCAAAUGUAAAUUAAUAAUCAGAUUAGUUAAUCUCAAAAUAAAUUUAAUCUGAUGUAAAUCCCCUUUGAUGUUGUUGCCACACAAACCAGAAAAUAUCACUGUUUGUUAUCAAAAAAAUGCAUGUUUUAUAAAAAAGAAGAAGACUACUCUAAGAAGGGAUUUUAGAGUUGACAAUCAAAUGCCAAAUAAUAAUCAGAUUAGUUAAUCUAAAAAAAAUUAAUUCUGAUGUUAAUCCUCUUUGAUGUUUUUGUGUACAAGAUUAAACUUCGCAGUAUUGAAAUAAAGAACAGAAGAAAUCGUCACUGUUUUCUAUCAAAACAAUGAAGAAGAAGACAAUUGAAAAUGUAAUAUUAAAAUUAAUGAAAACUUAAAUUUAAAACAAAAAAAUCUCACAACAGUUAAAGAAUAAGUGUUGCCACUUCCAAUAAUUUAAUAUUUUAUAUUUAUUUCAUUAUAUUUAAUUUCAUUUUAUUAUUUGCAAAUAUAUAAAUGUGUCCUAAUCAGAUAAACAAUUCCGAUUUUAAAUAUAUUUGCUUUCAAAAUCCAUCUUUUCAAUCUCUGGCAAUACGUUUUUAUUAAAAAUCGUUGAAAAAUUACGGCUAACGGGCGAUUUUAAGCCGCGGCUGACAUUUUUAAUUGUCAGCCGUCGUUAAUAAUAUUUGUCGGCGCAGAUCUCUGCGAUACCAACUAAAAAGACAUAGAAAACGACAAAAAGAGAAAGACAGAUGCAAAAGAAAUUGAACGAAUAAAGGUGUCUGAGUGAUUCGCGUAUUGGAAAAACUUCAGAAAAAUUAUAAAAUAUUAAAAAAAGUGUAAAAAAUAUACAGAAAAACUUUAAUACUAAAGCCAAAUUUUAUUUGUUAAGAAUAAGUGAAAAUAAUUUAACUAAAGAAGAACUAUUUAUUGUGCAAUUGGA